UGCCAGGUUGCUUUGAUGGUGGGAGCACUUAGGAUCUCUGCAUAGGUGAGUCCUCGGUCCUCAGUCAGUGCACUUGCCCAUGAUCUUGGUAACCCAGUAUGGCAAAUGCUGGUGUCUUAGCAAUGUUCACCUCCCUUGUAUUUGCCUUUGGGUGUGGGGAUGCUGGUGUCACUAACGGUCUGUACCUUGAAUUUGGUGCAGUGGGAUGAAGUGUGGAACGGUGUCCAGGUAUAGGAACAAGCUUGGGCAAAAACAUCCCUGGAGGCUGAACUGCGAGUGUUCAGGGAGCCUCAGGUCUCCGUUAUGUUUGGUGUGAUCAGCGAGCAGGGGACAGAAUUCAACUCUGGAACAGCAGCCUAUGGAGCUGGGCUUCUGUUUUGGGAGUGGUGGGAGCCAUGGAAGGUUUAGAGCAGAGGAGUGAUCCGAUUGGUCUUCACAGGCUUUCUCUGGCUGCACAGUGAAGAAGAUUGGGGUGAGGAAAGAAGACUGUUGAUGGCUGGACUAGAUUGGUGGUUCUGGAGAUUUUUUGUGGUUGCUGAACAUAGCAGGGGAAAGAACUCUGAGUGCCUGACUGAGAGGUCAUGACUCUAGCCAUGGCUGGAAGGACGUGGACAGGCCCUGGUUAUUGGUGCGCGGCGAAAGAUGAAGAGGCACCUUCUGAGCAGACCGUUUCUUUAGGAGUCUCCCAUGAUAGCAUUUCCAAGGCAGGUUCAUCAACCCAGAUGGCUCACCCUUGUGACAUUUGUGGCCCCAUCGUGAAAGACCUCUUACACCUGCAUGAACACCAGGAAAUAUGCCAAGGACUGAAACCUUACACCUGCGGGGCGUGUGGGAGACAGUUCUUGUUCAGUGCAAACUUUCACCAGCAUCAGAAGCAGUACAGUGUAGAGAAACCUGUCAGAAGAGACAGAGGCAAGACCUCAUCUGGGAAGAACUGUAGGGUUUGUGAAGAACCUCACCUGUCGGGAAAGCCCUUUCUGUGUGAGGAGCAGUGGAGCCUCCAGGCCAGUCUGGGCAGUCACCAGCGACAGGCCACCCACAGCAAGAAGAAGAGGAGGACUGGGAGCGGGGAGGCCUCUCACAGCGGACAGAUGCAGUACAGCUGCAGCGAAUGCGGGAAGGCCUUCAACCGCAAAGACACGCUUGUCCAGCACCAGAGAAUCCACACCGGAGAAAGGCCCUAUGAGUGCAGCGAAUGCGGGAAGGCCUUCAGCCGCAAAGCCACACUUAUCCAGCACCAGAGAAUCCACACCGGAGAAAGGCCUUACGAAUGCAAAGAAUGUGGGAAAGCCUUUAGCCGCAAAGACAAUCUUACCCAGCACAAAAGAAUUCACACCGGAGAAAUGCCUUACAAGUGUAGCGAGUGUGGAAAAUACUUUAGCCAUCACUCCAACCUCAUCGUACACCAGAGAGUUCACAAUGGAGCGAGGCCUUAUAAGUGUAACAACUGUGGGAAAGUCUUCAGACACAAAUCCACACUUGUUCAGCAUGAGAGCAUCCAUACUGGAGAAAAUCCUUACGUUUGCAGUGAUUGUGGGAAAUCCUUUGGCCACAAGUACACCCUCAUUAAACACCAGAGAAUUCACACUGAGGCAAGGCCUUUUGAGUGCAUCGACUGUGGGAAAUUCUUUAGUAGAAGCUCUGACUUUAUUGCACACCAGAGAGUUCACACAGGGGAAAGGCCAUUUGUGUGCAGCAAAUGUGGGAAAGAUUUCAUCAGAACAUCCCACCUUGUUAGGCACCAAAAAGUUCACACUGGAGAAAGGCCAUACGAGUGCAACGAAUGUGGGAAAGCCUAUAGUUUAAGCUCCCACCUCAUUCGGCACCAGAAGGUUCACACUGCAGGACGGCUUUAGGAGUGCUUUCAACACAACAGGACUUGUGUGGAGAGGGGCUUUGUGAUUGCCCUUGGAGAGGAAGACACCAGUCAGAUGUUGAACCUCAUGUAUCUGAACAUUAGCACUGGGGAGAGACCUUAAGGAUGCCAGGUACAGGGACACUUUCAUGGGUUGCGUUGCACUUGCAGACCUGCUCAGGUUCCUUGCCAAAUUUGCCACCCAAUGUCUGUGGCAGAAACCAUCUCAGUUCUACCAGCUUCGUUUCUGUAUGUCCUCAGGGACACCUCCAGUCUCUGGAGGAAAUUAUGAGAAUCCUGAAUUGAAUGGGAUUCCUCAUUCCCUCCCCACUGACUGGUAAAGGUGUGGACCUCACCCAUCUUUAGCCAAGAGGACCUGAGCUGUGUUCUGGAGGCUUACAGAAGAGUUUUACUUUCUUCAUGGACAUUGUUGGCCUCAUGUGGUACAUGCGACAUAUUUUUCUCCGAGUCACCCCACCUGGAGAACCACUUGUCUUCUGUUGCUCUGGUCUCUGUGAUAAUAAAGACAUUAUUUAAACCAUC
Messenger RNA from Neofelis nebulosa (Clouded leopard), 2398 nucleotides. RefSeq names its product zinc finger protein 134 (gene ZNF134). Gene Ontology annotation, molecular function: RNA polymerase II cis-regulatory region sequence-specific DNA binding; DNA-binding transcription activator activity, RNA polymerase II-specific. Lineage: Eukaryota; Metazoa; Chordata; Mammalia; Carnivora; Felidae. Gene Ontology annotation, cellular component: nucleus. The transcript has 3 exons. Bases 582 to 1856 code for a protein of 424 amino acids. The record is from RefSeq and is a predicted model, not a curated record. Gene Ontology annotation, biological process: regulation of transcription by RNA polymerase II.